UGGCGUCGGCGCCUUCAUCCUCCAGUGCAAGAAGAUGGACUUGCAUUACUGCGACUGGGCGGGCAGUUCAAAGGGCAUGAAUGGCUUCAUCAAGUCCCUCCUCCCCAAGUUCGCCGCCGCCCACCCCCAGAUCGAAUUCACAGUCUCCCCGCGGCCGUCCAAGCAUCCCGUCAUCAUUGGCCACUACAUCAAUGGCCGCCAAAAGGCCAUCUGUGUGCGGAAUAUGGAGCCCUACGAGAUCCUCAAAAAGGUCGAACUGUUGAGGGACGCCAGCGGCGAGCACCUGAAGAGGACGACAAAGCCGGUGCGGAGUAUCAACGAGUCCGUCAGAGGCAUCUGGUCCCCGUACCACGGCAAUGGAAUGGUGGUAUAGGAACAACAAGGCAGCGAUGCUAUAUAUGGGUUGUAUGACUACGAAUAUGUCACAUUUCACAAGCGGGUUCAAGACGGGGCCGCUUUGUACAAUACAAUGAUGGAAUGCACUACAUCGGCGGUUGGGAAUCACAGUACAGAGUGCUUGUGCCAUGAAGAGCCAGAUGGCAACUUGGAAAAGAUUGAGUGAACUUUCAUCUAUUGCAGGGAUUCUGUUUCAUAAUCUAUCCUCGCAGAUGCAGCAGCUUUUGUAUUACCGAUCCCAAGACGAGCCCUUUAGUCCCGACGUCUCGGCAAACCAGACUCACAGGUUGGAGUUGAUGAUGUCGACGA
This is a messenger RNA of Canariomyces notabilis, 705 nucleotides long. RefSeq lists its product as uncharacterized. The transcript has 2 exons. Lineage: Eukaryota; Fungi; Ascomycota; Sordariomycetes; Sordariales; Chaetomiaceae. The record is from RefSeq and is a predicted model, not a curated record. The coding region runs from base 35 to 373 and encodes 112 amino acids. Gene Ontology annotation, molecular function: structural constituent of ribosome. Gene Ontology annotation, cellular component: mitochondrial large ribosomal subunit. Gene Ontology annotation, biological process: mitochondrial translation.